AAAUCCCACAGGCUGAGGCACACACACACCUGCCAGAGGAGCAGGCUCUGGACACAGCCAUGUUUGGCAAGAGCGUGGUGCUGCGCAGUGCAGGGCUGCUGUCGGCAGCUGAGCUGGGUUGCCUGGUGCAGGAGGAGGACAUGGGACGGAAGGAGUCCUUCCAGGCCGAGUGGAAGGACCUGUCGCUCUUCACCAGGCCCGAAGAGCGCUGCUCCCGGCAGGAGGUGGAUGACCAGCACAAGGAGACAUUCUGGCAGCAGCAGGAGACGCGCAUCGUGGUGCAGCGGUCACCUUGGCAGGUGCUACGGCUGGGCCGCCUGGGUGAGCCCCUGGCCCAGUACCACCUGCCAUACCAGCGGGUCCUGCCCCUGCCCAUCUUCACGCCAACAGACCUGAGUGCCAAGGCCGAGCGGAUGGCCACCCCUCCCCAGCUGCAUGAUAUGCUGGACUUCGAGGAGGCGCUGGCCGGGGGUACCCAGGCCAAUGGGCUUUGCCCAGACAAGACAGCCGUGGCCGAGAUCACCAAGGAGCUGCCUCCUGUCAUCCCACCCAGCCGGCCCAGCUUUGGCAAGGGUGGCCUGCCCCGCUCCCUGUCCCGCUCCCUGUCCCAGGAGGCCCAGAGGGGCUGAGGAUCUGGUACAUAGACUUUCCUUUAGGGCUCUGUUUUCCCAGUUUAUGGCUCCCUCUGCAUGAGAAAUACCCACAGGCCCUAGUGUGCUGGGACACAUGGUUAUUAGACAGGCCCGUUGUGGAGCAAAUCCAUCCCUAGUGUGAGCUCAGUGAGGCUAUGCCAUGGCUGCAUUAGGCUUGUUGAGUUAGACUGUAUGCUCUUUGGGGCAGGGACCAUGCCAAGUUUGUCUGACACCUUGCAUGCCAAUGAUUGCUCAUAUAAUCAGGCUGUCUCUUUAAAGACUGUCUUCCUGGAGGGGUUGUCAAUCAGCUGUCACAAUGGCUGAUAGAUUUAGCUUCAUGGAGCAGGGGACCUUUCCAAGAGACAUUACUGCUCUUGGGCCCCCAGCUAGGUGAGGGCUAGUGUUUGGAGCAGUUGAUUGCAAGCCUGGACAGUGAGAGGAGUGUGUGUUGGUAUUUGGAGCCGGGGGAAGCUGGGAAUUGGGACCCUUGGGUUCUAGCCUCAGCCUGGUGAAGGCAAUACAGGCUAAUGGCUAGAGCAGGUGCCUGAGUCAGAAGAGAGUGAGUGGCUGUUGGGAAGGGAGUGCUGUCCAGUAGUUGGAGAGGCUGAUAGGACUCCUCUUCCCUGCUGUGCUCCUGACCUGCUGUGUCACUAGGAUCACCUCCCCCUUCCUAAACUGGAGCCUUUCUUUUGGAUGGAGUGAAUUCCCCUGGGCAGAACAGAGGCUGCUUUUACUGCCGUAGGGUGGGGUAGCUAAGGGUACUGGAGGAGGUCAAAGGGUUCAGAGGUAGGGGUGAGCUGGGAUACAGGGCUCACUGCAGCACUAAGGAGAGAGGCUCCAGAGGGCAGAAAGUGGGUGAGCUUGGUGCUCCUUCCAGCAGCUUUUGAUUCUGGGGAGGAACCUGCUGCACAUGUCUCUGUUGUUCAUUGUUUUCCCCUGUUUCCAUCCAGGAUCACAUUCUAUGAGUCUCAUUGAAUAAUAAAAUAAGAAAAGGC
Molecule: messenger RNA, 1627 nt
Organism: Alligator sinensis (Chinese alligator)
Lineage: Eukaryota; Metazoa; Chordata; Crocodylia; Alligatoridae
Product: telethonin
Exons: 2
Coding region: 60-629 (189 amino acids)
Biological process (GO): cardiac myofibril assembly; detection of muscle stretch; skeletal muscle thin filament assembly
Cellular component (GO): Z disc
Molecular function (GO): structural constituent of muscle; titin binding; protein-macromolecule adaptor activity
Source: RefSeq, a predicted model, not a curated record